AUGGCAGAAAAUCCUCCGAAGGCUCCCCAUGUGCAAAAUGAAGAGCAGCUCGUCUACAAGACAGGGUUCCAGCCGCUGGAGUUAGGAUCUAGUAAGAAGAAUAGCACGGAAUAUGGUACCGGAUAUGAUCAUAAUGACAUGAGCCGCAUGGGAAAGGCUCAGGAAUUCAAGAGAAACUUCCGACCUUUGGCUGCAUUGAGUUUUGCCUCCGUCCUCCAAGCUACUUGGGAAUUUCUUCUAAUAUCCAACACUGAAGGCCUGGAAAAUGGUGGCCUGGCAGGCUUGCUUUGGACAUAUGUCUGGACACUUGUUGGGUUUGGUCUUAUCAUUGUCUCGCUGUCUGAAAUGGCGUCCAUGGCUCCUACUUCUGGUGGACAGUACCACUGGGUGUCGGAGUUUGCUUCCGAACGGUAUCAGAAGUUUUUAAGCUAUAUGACUGGUUGGAUGUCCGUCCUUGCAUGGCAGGCAGGGGCCGCCUCAGGCUCAUUUCUGACAGGUACCAUUAUCCAGGGUCUAAUCAGUGUGCGAAAUCCCGACUAUAGCCCUCAAAGAUGGCAUGGCACAUUAUUUGUCUUUGCCAUGAUUGCUGUAAUUUACUUUUUCAAUGUCUACGCGGCAGGCUGGAUGCCUCGCAUCCAGAAUGUACUACUGGCAUUACAUAUCCUCUGCUGGGUUGUAGUCAUAGUUGUUCUCUGGGCAAUGGCACCCCGGCAGCCCGCGAAGGCAGUUUUUACAGAAUUCAGCACCCUCGCUGGAUGGGACAAUGUUGGCGUUGCCUUGAUGAUAGGGCAGAUCUCUGCCAUUUACGGCUCUCUCAGCUCGGACGCGACCGCGCAUAUGUCCGAAGAAGUUCGCGAUGCCGGCCGAAACGUGCCUAUUGCCAUCGCUUGGGGAUAUUUCAGCAACGGAAUCCUAGCUUUGGUUCUGAUCAUCACUUUAGCCUUUGCUAUGCCAUCUGUGCAGGAUGCACUUGACGAUCCGACGGGAUUUCCCUUCAUUUAUGUCUUCAAGCAAGCUUUACCAGAGGCUGGUGUCAAUGGCCUCACGGCCAUCAUCCUCAUCCCUGUGAUCUUCAGCAACAUCCUAUUUAACGCGUCUACGGCGCGUCAGACUUAUGCGUUUGCCCGUGACAAAGGUCUCCCGUUUUCGAAAUGGAUUUGCACAGUCAACAAAAGGCGCAAACUCCCAGUCAAUGCUAUCGGUCUAUCCUGUAUUAUCAGUGGUCUGUUGUCGCUAAUCAAUAUCGGCUCCGAGACAGCUUUCAACGCCAUUAUAUCGCUUAACGUCGCUGCGUUAAUGUGGACAUACGCCGUAUCGAUUAGCUGUGUGAUGUGGCGCAAGAUCUACUAUCCGGAAACACUACCGGUCCGACGCUGGAGUCUUGGCGAAUACGGUAUAUAUAUUAAUAUGAUGGCCCUGUUAUACGUGCUUUUUGCCCUUUUUUGGUCCUUCUGGCCCACUGAAAGACCGGUUACUCUCGAUAACUUUAACUGGAGUGUGGUUCUGUUCGUGGGUGUCUUUAUAAUCAGUUUGGGGAUGUACGUCGUCAAAGGGCAAAAAGAGUACAAGGGGCCCGUUGUGGACGUGAAACGAGACCACUAA
Molecule: messenger RNA, 1602 nt
Organism: Aspergillus tanneri
Lineage: Eukaryota; Fungi; Ascomycota; Eurotiomycetes; Eurotiales; Aspergillaceae
Product: putative GABA permease
Exons: 5
Coding region: 1-1602 (533 amino acids)
Biological process (GO): transmembrane transport
Cellular component (GO): membrane
Molecular function (GO): transmembrane transporter activity
Source: RefSeq, a predicted model, not a curated record